AUGACCGUCUACUCGACAGCUUCGAGCUAUCCAUUCCCGGACCAGCAGUCGACACGAUUGCACAACAACAUCUUCCGCCCACCAAACACUCCUGGACUGUCGCAUGUCGACACUAUGGUUUUUGCAGCCACACCAUCACAAGACAGGCCCGCCUUGACACGAAAACGAUCACGCGCCAACUCCAACAAGGCAAACACUUCGGCNCCUCUGGCCUAUGGCCUGAGAAAUGGUUAUGCGACUCAAGCCAUGAGUCCAGCUCCUCUAGCGAAUGAACACUACACUCUGGAUUACAAGUUCGAUACACCAACAUUAGCAGCUGCUUCACGACACGACGACUUGACUGGAGAAAGAGACUUUCGCUGGAAAUGGGACUCUGGUGACGCUUCGCCUGAACAAGACGCCGCACAUGUGCCGGGUCUGCUGGCGAGGGAGAGGAACGGAAAAGGCAGGACAGUAAGCUAUACCAGUAUGGCGAGCACUAGCGAUGCUUCGGAGACCAAAGGAUGGGGCGGCUUUGCCAUGAAGCUAGUAGGCGGUGUCGUAGGCAAAGUGUGGCACUUUUGUCGCGCGAGUGCCUUUGGUGGCUUCUAUGCUGGUUCCGGACGAGGUUAUGACUUUGCACAACCUACUCAGCUUCCCACUCCACUGCCUGGACAGUAUCCAGCAAACGACUUCUUCGGCGACUUUGAGCAAGACAACACUCCNCAACGUUCGCUCAAGCGACAGCAAACAGAAUCUGGCUGGGUCAUGGUAGACUCGAAUCCGGAAGCACCUCGUCCGUCCAACCGCAACACAUCCACGGACAACCUCACCCAUCUCGGCGCCACAAGGGCAAGUAGUCGUCGAGCUCUCAGCUCAGUAACACGACGCGCUCCCUCACGCCAAACUUCAUACACUGGCUCUCCUCAAGCACAACAAUCCCGUCUCGACGUCUUUAGCCAGGCAUUUGCGGAUCGUUCCGCCACAACUGCGACCACAGCCUCUACAGCCUCCACUCGGUCUGUUACACCCCUGCGCCCUGCAAUCGUCGCACACCGUUCACCCGUCACCACACCCAUCCGCACAAGUUUUGGUGCAGACCGUCGAUCCAGCAUUGCCAGUGCAAACGGAGACAAUCUAAGCCCCGAUGCACAACGCUUCCUCCACCGCAUUGAAAGAAAAGACCGAGAUGCCGACAAAAGCAUGCGCAAACUGGAUCGUCAAAUUCAAGACUUGAUUCGACAAGGUCAAGCUGCUCUAGGCACCAAGUUUGAAGUCGAGUCUGACGAUACUGACAUUAAUGAUGAUGGUGAUGACUGGGAAGAUGCUCGCAAAUGA
Aureobasidium vineae is the source of this 1317-nucleotide messenger RNA. NCBI's taxonomy places the organism in Eukaryota, Fungi, Ascomycota, Dothideomycetes, Dothideales, Saccotheciaceae. The record is from the annotation of a GenBank genome assembly.